ACCACGUCGCUUUUACGUAAGGGCAGGCGCUCCGGUUUCCUGGCGGAGAAGAUGGCGGCUCCUGGACCGGGGGAGUAUUUCAACGUCGGGAGCCAUGUCUCUUGCCUCACCUGCUUGGGCCAACGUCUGCAAGGAGAAGUGGUCGCCUUCGACUACCAGUCCAAGAUGCUGACCCUGAUUGAAGAAUGUGCUUCCUCCAGCGGAAAGCCAAACCUCUACGACGUCAUCCUGAUCAACUUAGCCUAUGUUUCUGAGGUGGACAUAAUAAAUGACCGCACUGAGACUCCACCCCCACUAGCAUCACUGAAUGUUAGCAAGCUUGCCAAUCGAGCACGGUCAGAAAAGGAGGACAAGCUGUCCCAAGCCUAUGCAAUCAGUGCUGGGGUUUCUGUGGAGGGCCAACAGCUAUUCCAGACUAUUCACAAAACCAUCAAAGACUGUAAAUGGCAGGAGAAGAACAUUAUUGUGAUGGACGACGUCGUAAUCUCACCGCCUUACCAGGUCGAGAACUGCAAAGGCAAAGAGGGAAGCGCUUUAAGUCAUGUACGCAAAAUAGUCGAGAAACAUUUUAGAGACGUGGAAAGUCAGAAGUCCAUGCAACGUUCACAAGCACAGCAAACACAGAAGGACUCCACUUUAUCUUCUUGAGUUGGCAGCGCGGGUCGUUCGGGGGAAGGCGACGCAGGUGGUUUUGUUCCCGCUGCCAGACUAAGUCGGCAUUCCUUGUCCUCAGUCUGAGACCACAAGGAGGAGCGCUGAGGGCCCUGGAUCCAGAAGAUCAAAAUACCAUUAAAUGAAAAAGACAAAAAAGAAAGAGGAAAGAUUAAAUCUUAAAUUAGACUUUAUAAAGAAUAAUUUAAACAUGAACCAUAAAGCAACCAUAGUUUCCUUAACUAACUUGUCUCAUUCUGCCCCCACUCCUCCCCCCCCUCCCUCCCUUCCUGUCCCCUGAAGCCUUUUCUUUUUUUCCACCCUUCUUCCUUUGCCUUCAGUUCCAUUUCAAAAAGAGAAAACUAGCGCAGUCAGAAAGGCUUGUUAGCUUUAUUUUCUGUCAUUGUUUCCUUUUUUGCUGUAUCCAUGUUCUAUUGUCUGUAUUUUCUGUAUUUUAAACAAAAUGUGACUUGAAAUGCCACACUUUAAAGGACAUUUUCUAAAAUAAAAGUAACAAAAAUUC
Hippoglossus stenolepis (Pacific halibut) is the source of this 1174-nucleotide messenger RNA. RefSeq names its product LSM12 homolog b (gene lsm12b). The coding region runs from base 52 to 648 and encodes 198 amino acids. Gene Ontology annotation, molecular function: RNA binding. The transcript has 5 exons. The record is from RefSeq and is a predicted model, not a curated record. NCBI's taxonomy places the organism in Eukaryota, Metazoa, Chordata, Actinopteri, Pleuronectiformes, Pleuronectidae.